CAUGCUGGAAACCCCCAACAUUACCCACACAAUCCUUUUGCCAUAUGCCCACUUUCCUUUCCCUAAGGUUUUUCUUCCUUUUGCCCACACCUCUUGUGGUCCUCUUUGAUCUUCCUUAUCCCUUCAUCUAACUCCCACACCCCAUUUUCUUCACGUCACUAAACUCAGUCGCGCAUCAGUAUGUAUUUUCAUGCAGUUAACAGUAGCUCUCGUAAUUAGUAUACUGUCUAGAUUCAUCCUGACAGUAAAACUAAACGAACGCAUCACAGUUGAUAGAACUCUUCUCCACGCCUGAUCGGGUGUCCAUUCCUCGGUUCCCCACCUCAAAGAUUCCCGAGGCCUACCCUAUGACUCAAAUGAUCGACCAGCCAACUUCCUAACGUCUUUUUUUCCUUUUUACAAAGACACGCUCCCUUCCCUCUCUCAUAUAUGAGCUCUCCCACGCUAUAUUUAUUUCACUUGAAUUGUUUCUUUCUCCCAUUGAUAUAUACAAGUUAAGGCAUCCCCUCACAAUAUUGUGUCAAUCGACGGACGUACGUAAUCAUGCCGCCGGUGCACUCGAGUCCGUACUACCAUAUGGACAACCCCGCAAUCCUUUCUCUCCUCAGCCACAAUCCUGGCUCCGGCACCAAUACUGCCGCCCCAACCGAGAAGCGACGGAAGUCAUCGUCCUCAUCCAGCGGUGGCCUCCUUCGCAUGUUCAAGCUAUUCCCGAUGCUAACCACCGGCUGCAAGAUGGUGGCCCUGCUGGGCCGGCCUCGAAAGCCCCUCUUAAAGGAUAACGCCACCACGGGGACGAUCUUCGGCCAUCGGAAGGGCAGGAUUAUCCUUGCGAUCCAGGAGGACCCGCACUGCCCACCCGUGUUUGUGCUCGAGCUCCCGAUCCUCACAGCGGCUUUCCACAAGGAGAUGGACUCGGACACAGUAAGGAUCGCCCUGGAGAGCGAGACCCGGACCCACAGGAAAAAGCUCCUGGAGGAGUUCGUGUGGGCGGUGUACUGCAAUGGGAGGAAGAUCGGGUAUUCGAUCCGGAGGAAGCAGAUGUCGGACGACGAGGCCCGGGUGAUGCAAUUGCUCCGUGGGGUCUCGAUGGGGGCUGGAAUGCUCCCAUGCCCAUACAGCGAGAAGGAGAGGGAGCAAAGCGGGGACGGGGAGCUCACGUACAUGAGGGCACGAUUUGAGCGAGUGGUCGGGUCGAAAGACUCCGAGGCGCUCUACAUGAUCAACCCAGAUGGCGCACAGGGGCCCGAGUUCAGUAUUUUCUUUGUACGGGUUCGUUAGCCUAUAUGUAUACGGGUAGUAUAUCCGAUAUAUGUAUAUUGCCUAGUUGAUUGAUGUCGGGACAACACUAUAACCGAUUUUUUUUUCCUCAGGCUUAAGUUGGUCGUUGUUCUUUGUCGGAAUUUUCAUGAUGUCUUGUUUCUUGAGGAGAUGUUUACUCAUUAACUCUACGGAAGUGAUCAAUUUUGAAUCAAAAUUGAAAUCAUAUAUUACCAUA
Molecule: messenger RNA, 1498 nt
Organism: Punica granatum (pomegranate)
Lineage: Eukaryota; Viridiplantae; Streptophyta; Magnoliopsida; Myrtales; Lythraceae
Source: RefSeq, a predicted model, not a curated record